Molecule: messenger RNA, 1932 nt
Organism: Perognathus longimembris pacificus (Pacific pocket mouse)
Lineage: Eukaryota; Metazoa; Chordata; Mammalia; Rodentia; Heteromyidae
Gene: Mat1a
Product: methionine adenosyltransferase 1A
Exons: 10
Coding region: 408-1598 (396 amino acids)
Biological process (GO): S-adenosylmethionine biosynthetic process
Cellular component (GO): cytosol
Molecular function (GO): methionine adenosyltransferase activity; ATP binding
Source: RefSeq, a predicted model, not a curated record
UGUUAACUCUAGAGCAGUUCAAAGAUCAGAGUUAAACAGCUGGAGGAAGUCCCAGAGAGACCUUUGGUUCUGCAGAAUCUGUACAGCCUUCUUGCUCUUGAAUGAACAGAUACUUAGCAUUUGGGACAUCAGAGCUAAAGACUAAACAUUCCUCAAGGAGCCACUCAGGAGCAAGCUCUGACCAGCCAGAGGGAGUGACAGGUCCAUCGAUUAUAUUUCAUCCACUCCCUCCUUGCUUGCCCAUCCUCACCUGGCUCUCACAUGGGCACAGGCAAUUGAGCAGAGGCGAUCCUGGCUCUGCUAAAGACAAGCCUGCUGGGUUUAUAGGAAGAAAAAAAAAAUCUCAGGCAAAGUCACAGCAUUGAAAUUGUCACCUUUGGAGAAGCCAAGUGGAAAAUUGUGACACAAUGAAUGGACCUGUGGAUGGCUUGUGUGACCAUUCUCUGAGUGAAGAAGGAGCCUUCAUGUUCACAUCAGAAUCUGUAGGAGAGGGACAUCCGGACAAGAUCUGUGACCAGAUCAGCGAUGCAGUGUUGGAUGCCCACCUCAAGCAAGACCCCAAUGCCAAGGUGGCAUGUGAGACAGUGUGCAAGACAGGCAUGGUGCUGCUUUGUGGAGAGAUCACCUCAGUGGCCAUGGUGGACUACCAGCGGGUAGUGAGGAAUGCCAUCAAGCACAUUGGCUAUGAUGAUUCUGCCAAGGGCUUCGACUUCAAGACCUGCAAUGUGCUAGUGGCUCUGGAACAACAGUCACCGGAUAUCGCCCAGUGCGUCCAUCUAGACAGAAAUGAAGAGGAUGUCGGGGCAGGAGAUCAGGGUUUGAUGUUUGGCUAUGCCACGGAUGAGACAGAAGAGUGCAUGCCCCUUACCAUCAUCCUCGCUCACAAACUCAAUGCACGGAUGGCGGAACUGAGGCGCUCUGGCAUCCUGCCCUGGCUGAGACCCGACUCUAAGACUCAGGUGACUGUUCAGUACAUGCAGGACAAUGGCGCUGUCAUCCCCGUGCGUAUCCACACCAUCGUCAUCUCUGUCCAGCACAAUGAAGACAUAACAUUGGAGGCCAUGCGUGAGGCCUUGAAGGAGCAGGUGAUCAAGGUUGUGGUGCCUGCCAAGUACCUAGACGAAGACACCAUUUACCACCUGCAGCCCAGCGGGCGGUUCGUCAUUGGAGGUCCCCAGGGGGAUGCAGGUGUCACUGGCCGCAAGAUUAUUGUGGACACCUAUGGCGGCUGGGGGGCCCAUGGCGGUGGGGCCUUCUCUGGAAAGGACUAUACCAAGGUAGACCGCUCAGCAGCGUAUGCUGCCCGCUGGGUGGCCAAGUCCUUGGUAAAGGCAGGGCUCUGCCGGAGAGUACUUGUCCAGGUGUCCUAUGCCAUCGGUGUGGCAGAGCCGCUGUCUAUCUCCAUCUUCACCUACGGGACCUCAAAAAAGACAGAGCGCGAGCUGCUAGAGGUGGUGAACAAGAACUUUGACCUCCGGCCAGGUGUCAUAGUCAGGGACUUGGACUUGAAGAAGCCCAUCUAUCAGAAGACUGCCUGCUACGGCCACUUUGGAAGAAACGAGUUUCCCUGGGAGAUCCCCAAGAAACUUAUGUUCUAGAGUUGAUAGGAACUUGGCCUAGCCCUGUCUCUGUCCUCCUCUCCCCAGAACUCUAGCUUUCAGGUCUCCCAGCCCCUCCUAGAUGUACCACUCUCCCCCCUACCUUCAGGGCAAAGCCACACCCCUCUAAUUUCACCCGAUUUUAUAAUCCUUGGGCAUGCCUGGAAGCAAGGUAGCUUCUCCCUAAUGGGAGGAGAAAUGUUGCCUUACAAGUUUAGUCACAUUGAUCAAUCAGCCUGUCCCUCAGACUAAUGCAAUGUUGAUGUAGUGGGAAAGCCACCCCUGUCAGAAGGGAAGUGUUUUACUCCCCUCCUCUCACAACCAGGACUUGACC